Stegastes partitus (bicolor damselfish) is the source of this 6391-nucleotide messenger RNA. RefSeq names its product endothelin converting enzyme 2b (gene ece2b). The record is from RefSeq and is a predicted model, not a curated record. NCBI's taxonomy places the organism in Eukaryota, Metazoa, Chordata, Actinopteri, Pomacentridae. Gene Ontology annotation, molecular function: metalloendopeptidase activity. Bases 167 to 2458 code for a protein of 763 amino acids. Gene Ontology annotation, cellular component: plasma membrane. The transcript has 19 exons. Gene Ontology annotation, biological process: protein processing.
AGAGAAAAGCUGCGAACCGCCGCCGCCGCCGCCGCUCGGACAAACCGACCCGGACUCCCGGACAGACGGACGCAGCGGAGCGGCGCUCGGAGCGACGGACAGCCGGCAGCAUGGGCCGGCGGAGCGGCCGUCGGUAGCGCUCUGAUUUCGGGGACGGAGCUCCAGGAUGAGCGUAGCGCUGCAGGACCUCCGGAACACCAUGUCCAGCUACAAACGAGCUACGUUGGAGGAGGAGGAGGUGUCGGACGCUCCGGCUGAGGCGGCCUCGUCUCCCGACAGAGUGGAGGUGGGCUUCAGGAAGGGAGGCGUGGACCUUUUUGGCCGGAGAACCCAGCUGGAGGUUCUGCUGUCGGUUCUGCUGCUGGCCGCCCUGCUGGCUCUGCUGGCCUGCCUGGUGGUUCUGGGGCUGGGCUUCAGUUCAGACAGUGGGCGUGGCCUGUGCCUGUCGGAGGCGUGCGUCACGGUGGCGAGUCAGAUGGUGGAGGCGAUGGACCGCGGCGCCGACCCGUGUCACGACUUCUACCAGUUCGCCUGUGGAGGCUGGAUGAGGAAGAACCCGCUGCCGGACGGACGGUCGCGCUGGUCCACCUUCAACAGCAUCUGGGAGCAGAACCAGGCGCUGCUCAAACACCUGCUGGAAAACGGGACGUUUAGCGGCAGCAGUGAGGCUGAGAGGAAGACUCAGUCGUAUUAUCUGUCCUGCCUCAACACUCAGAGAAUCGAGGAGCUCGGAGCUCAGCCCCUCAUUGACCUCAUCGCCAAGAUCGGAGGCUGGAACAUGACGGGUCCGUGGGACAAAGACAACUUCAUGGAGGUUCUGAAGGUGGUCUCGGGUCCGUACAGAGCUCAGCCGUUCUUCAGCGUCGGAGUCAGCGCCGAUCCGAAAAACUCCAACAGCAACGUGAUCCAGGUGGACCAAUCAGGGCUUUUCCUGCCGUCCAGAGAUUAUUACCUCAACAAGACAGCCAAUGAGAAGGUGCUGGUUGCCUACCUGGACUACAUGGUGGAGCUGGGGAUGCUGCUGGGGGGCGAGAGGAGCUCCACACAGCUUCAGAUGCAGCAGAUUCUGGAGUUUGAGACGGCGCUGGCCAACAUCACCGUCCCCCAGGACCAACGGAGGGACGAGGAGAAGAUCUACCACAAGGUGACCAUCGCUGAGCUGCAGAUGUUGGCUCCAGCUGUGGACUGGCUCGACUACCUGCUGUCUUCUCUGUCUCCUCUGGAGCUGAACGACACCGAACCCGUCGUCCUGUACGCCAGAGAGUACCUGCAGCAGGUGUCCGAGCUCAUCAACAAGACCGACCGCAGCUUGCUGAACAACUACAUGAUGUGGACGCUGGUUCAGAAGAGCGUCGCCAGUUUGGAUCAGCGCUUCGAGAACGCUCAGGACAAACUGCUGGAGAGUCUCUACGGCACCAAGAAGUCCUGCACCCCUCGCUGGCAGACCUGUAUCGGAAACACCGACGACACUCUGGGCUUCGCUCUGGGCGCUUUGUUCGUCAAGGCGACGUUCGACAAACACAGCAAAGAGAUCGCCGAGGAGAUGAUCAACGAGAUCCGCUCGGCGUUUAAAGACGCUCUGGACCGACUCCGCUGGAUGGACGACCAGACGAGACAGGCGGCGAAGGACAAGGCCGACGCCAUCUACGACAUGAUCGGUUUCCCAGAGUUCAUCCUGGACUCCAAAGAGCUGGACGACGUCUACGACGGGUACGACGUGUCGGACGACAGCUUCUUCCAGAACAUGUUGAACUUCUACAACUUCUCUGCUCGAGUGAUGGCCGACCAGCUGAGGAAGACGCCCAACAAAGACCAGUGGAGCAUGACUCCCCCUACGGUCAACGCCUACUACAUGCCCACCAAGAACGGCAUCGUCUUCCCCGCUGGGAUCCUGCAGGCGCCUUUCUACGCCCACGACCAUCCAAAGGCGCUGAACUUUGGUGGCAUCGGGGUGGUGAUGGGUCACGAGCUCACGCAUGCCUUCGACGAUCAGGGUCGCGAGUACGAUAAAGAGGGAAACUUGAGGCCGUGGUGGCAGAACUCGUCGGUGGAGGCGUUCCGUCAGAGAACUGAGUGUAUGGUGGACCAGUACAGCCGCUACACCGUCAACGGAGAACACGUCAACGGCAAACAGACGCUCGGAGAAAACAUCGCAGACAACGGAGGGCUGAAGGCAGCGUACCACGCGUAUCGGUCGUACAUCCAGAGAAACGGAGAAGAAAAGAGACUUCCUGCCGUCAACCUGACCAACGACCAGCUCUUCUUCGUGGGAUUCGCACAGGUGUGGUGCUCCGUCCGAACACCAGAGAGCGCUCACGAGGGCCUGGUGACCGACCCCCACAGCCCGCCUCGAUACCGGGUCAUCGGCACGCUCGCCAACUCACCGGACUUCAGCCGCCACUUCAACUGUCCGGCAGGGACGCCCAUGAACACUGGGAAGCGCUGCGAGGUCUGGUAGACGGACCGAGGAGGGCCGGGAGGGGGCGGAGUCUCUGGGAAGGGGGCGGGGAUAAUUAGGUCAACCUGCUAAUGAGCAGGUUGGCGAGCUCAUUAGUGUCUUAAUUAGAGGUGUUCAGGUUUCGGGUGCAGGUGUAACCUUCAGUUAUUAAUUAGCGACGUCAGACUCACUUCCUGUCUGGAAACUGAAGUGGACUUCACGCAGAGACACGAAGGACUGAUGAUGAAGACGAUGAUGAUGAAGCCACGUGGGACAGUGUUGCUGAUUUCUGCUUAACCACCGUUAUUGAUUAUUAUUAUUAUUAUUAUUAUUAAUGGGCUUUGGUUCGUGUGUGCGUAUGUGUGUGUGUGUGUGUGUGUGUGUGUUGUCCGUCGUAUGAAAGAGCUCUGUAAACUCUCUCUGAUGACAUCACUGUGAUGACCUCAUACAAGCUGUUACAUCAUCCGUCCACUCGGAGGUUUUGAGGAAGCUGUCGUCAGGUUUCAUUUUACAGUUCAGGUGCAUUUUAAGGUUUUAAACAUUAAUCAGUGGUGAAAUUACCGAGAAGGAAGUGUUUCAACGGACUGUCCGCGUUGUUUUAUGGAGGUUUUAGGCAGUAAAGACACGUCAUCAUUUACCAGAUCGCAUGACAAUGAUCAGUUUUUAAACCGUGUAGAUAAUCCGUCACAAUCCUUUAAUUGGUCCCAAUGACGCUCGUUAGGAAACACCUUAAUUAAGAGGUCAAUUAAGGGAUCCAGUUCCUGCGUGUCCGUGACGUGAGAAUGAAACGUUUUGUCGAACCACUCCACAUACACCACUGUUCUGAGAUGAAGAGCCGUUCCCUUCAUGUGCUGUAUCACAACCCUUUAAUUAACCCGCUGAUUAGCGCCUUAAAGCCCCCGUUAGACUUCGUUGUUCGUGGCGGUUUUAAGGUCAAACCGAAGGGACUGGAACCACUCUACACUCUGUAACCACUAACCGCCAUUACUAGUGUUGUCAUGGUAACCGAAACGCCGUCGUGUAAAAGCAAACCCCGUGUUCAGUGUUAAUUAAAACCAAGACGUCAGCAGCGAUGCCUUUUAAAAGUGACCGGACUCUUAUUCUGAAAUUUGGAGCGUUGCCUUAAAAUUUCAAAAUAAAAUGCCUUAUAAAAAGCAGAACCGCCAGCUGUUUGUGGAGCUCCAGGUCUGAUGUGACGCACAAACUACGGAUUGGCCUUCAGAGUCUGAUCUUAGACCAGAACUGCAGCGAGCGUGGUGUGUUUAGGGACUAGACGUUGGGGGUGUUUGGGUGUAAAAAUCAGCGUGGGACGACUAAAUUCAGUUCUUGAUUACAACAAGUUCAGUCGGGGUUAAAUUUGAACUCCUACGUUUAGUUCCUGAAUGCCUCACACUUACUUUAGUUCCUUAUCUGGUAACGAAGUAAGUGAGGCCUUCAGGAGCGUGGGGAAUUCAGGAAUUUAAAUGAAUGUAGGGGAUUCAGGAAAUGACAUAAGCGUGGUGUGUUCAGGGACUUAAAUAAGCUAAGCAGUGAAGGAGCUAAAAUAAGCAUGAGAUGUUCAGGAACCAAAAUGAUUGUGAGACAUUCAGGAAUGAGAAUAAGUAUGAUGCGUUCAGGGACUUAAAUGAGCAGCCAAGGAACUAAAAUAAGCAUGGGGCAUUCAGUGAAAAGACCAGCGUGGGAAAUUCCGAAACUGGAAUAAAGUUUGAGCAUUUAGGAGCAAAAAUAACUAAGAUAGUUGAGAGGCGUUUGGGAAGUGAACUAAGCAUGAGGCAUUUAAAACUACAAGAACUAUUCUGGAUUUAUAGAAGCUCAGGAGGCAUUCAGGAACUUAAAUAUACGUGAGAGAUUCAGGUACCAGAAUGAGCUGUCCAGGGACUCGCUUCAGAUUCUGGUUUUAUCCCUUGUUCGUGUCAAAGCAAGUAAAAAAUACAAAUGGUUGAAUAGUUUCUAAUCUCGAGUUCUGAAAAGAAGCGUUUUGCUUUUUCUCUUUCGUCUAAAAUUGAACUUUCUACCGUCAGACCUUGACAGCAGGCAGCUGGAGCAGGACAGUGAACGCAACGCAGAGAAACGUGUGGAAGCGCAUCGAAGAAAUAAACGUGAUGAGUUCAGUUUUAUCACAUGUUAAACCGUCAGCAGGUUAAAAGGUGAACAUUAGUGAAUAGAAGAGACUUCAUUACCCAUAAUCCCGUAGUGCUCUGCGUCAUGCAGCAGGUACACGACUCUGACAGCAGGUGGUGCUGUUGGUCUGCUCACCUGGACUCCAUCACCUGAAACUGAACAUAUUGAAGUCGGUAUUGUGACAACACUAAACACUGUAGACUAUCUGUGUGUGUGUGUGUGUGUGUGUGUGUGUGUGUGAGCGUCGCCGCCUGAUGACAUCACCGUCCAAUCCCGUGCAGCUUCCUGUGCGUGUCGUCGUUUGUUCAGCAGAAGAAGCUGCUUCCUGCCAAAGAUGUUUCUGUGUGUCCGUGUCAAACUUGUGCUUCUGUACUUGUGAGGACCAGUGUGAGGCAACGCCAUGUGAGGACUUCCUGGGGGGACAUGAGGACGUAUUUUUAAACCUUUGAUGGGCCGUUGGGGUGUUGUUUAGGAUCAGGUUUGAGUUUAAAGCCUGGUUGUGAAUCUUGUCCUCCGAGGUCCCUACAAUGUGUCCGUGUUCUUGCCUACGUCGUGUUGUGAGGACCUGUUGAAUGUCCACGCUAGUGAAGACACUGUAGGACCAAACUGUAGGAGGCCAUCGGGACAUUCUUUCUAAAUGAAGAACAGGUUUAAGUUGGAGGGCUGACGGGGCAUCAUAUCAGCAAACCUGCCCACUAUGUGCUUGUGUUGUUGUGUGUCUAAUUUUGUGGGGACCAGUGUAGUUUUCAUGUGGGGACAUUUUGUUUGGUCCUCGUGGGGGGGCGGACUUUCAACGGGCCAUUGGGGCGUUUUUUUUUUAAGGUUCAGGAAUAGGAACAGUUGGAGGACUGGGAGGGCAUAAACUCCACACUGGUCCCUAUAAUGUCUGUCUUUGUGAGGACCAGUUUGAAUUUUGGACCAUUUGAAAAUAUUUUGUCUCCUCAGACAAACCUUGGAAAGGGGCUCAGUUCUGGUUUUAGGGAUUAUUUCGGUUUAGAUGUGGGGCCUUGGAGGUUCUCCACAACGUGUCUGGUUUCUUGUAUGUCUACUGUUGUGUGGGUCUGUGUGAAUUUUAUUCUACAUCAGUAGUAAUGUGACGUCUUCACUUUCGGAUGCUCCGUUGUCAUCAGGAUAAAGUCUAGAUCAGGGACUUGGUGGAGCAUCAUAUUCACACAGGUGCCCACAGUGGGUGUCUUUUUGAGGACCACUUUGCAUUCAGACCAAUCAGGAUCCAGUUUAAUUUAGGGGCCACAUAAACAAAAUCCGUCUCAACAUGUGUGUGUUCUUGUAUGUGUCACUUUAAGAGGACCAGUAUGAAUUUAAAGCCAUUCAAGAUUCAUCCUUCCUUUAGAACCUCCACAGGACUCUGAUUAGAUUUAUGGGGUUUAUUUUGCAUCAUAGGCUGAGAGGCCUGUUAGUGCACCACAUCAUAGAGGGUCCUCAUAGAGUGUGUAUGUCCGUGUACAUCUGUCUGUUUGAGGGCAUUCAGCCGUCGUCCUCACCGCAGGUCCUCACAAGUACAGGCAGAACAUGUGUGUGUGUGUGUGUGUGUGUGUGUGUGAGGGCUCAGAGCUGCGUCAUAGUGUGUGUACAGUAGACGACAGUAGGUCUGAUGUAGAUUAAACUCAGCUCGUUGUAAGCUCCUCGUCUGUCCUGAAGGGGGCGUUGGCGCUCUGCUUGCUCGUCCAAUCAGAGAGCGGCACUUCCGACGGCUGCUGUUGGAGGUCUGAUGGAUGUUUUAUCUGAUUUUAUUUGUUUGUCAGAGAAUGUGAAGGAAACGGGAGAAGUUUUCUAUCCGACUGCAGAAAUAUAAUAAACACUGAACACAACGAA